Yamadazyma tenuis ATCC 10573 is the source of this 666-nucleotide messenger RNA. NCBI's taxonomy places the organism in Eukaryota, Fungi, Ascomycota, Pichiomycetes, Serinales, Debaryomycetaceae. The record is from RefSeq and is a predicted model, not a curated record.
AUGCGGAAGCCUUUCAAUCUCCACGGUUACUACUUUGUUUCGAAUUGGAGUUAUAAGUAUCAGUACGAUGAUGUUCGUUACAAUAUUCAACAAUAUUUUGCGAAUGACAUCAAACACUACCAAAAGGUAAACGACUUUAACCAAAGUCACAGAUGCAAAAUCGACACGCUUUCGGGUUUCAAUGCAGGGUUUUGUUCUUUCUGGAGAGAUCAGUCAAAACCAAAAGAUUCAAACAACUAUAUUGCAUCAGGUUUGACUAUAUUCAUGCCAAAGUUGACAAAGAAGCUAAAGACACAAGAGGAUUAUUUAAAAAGUUUAAAGCGAUUAAUCGCCAUGGAGAACGCUGGUUUAGCCGAUUUUGCUGUCAACUACGAAAAUAUGUUUAUGGAUAAGGGAAAGUUUAUAUUUUCCAAUUAUAGUUCACCAUCAACUAGACCUAGUUCAGCUGAAAGUGAUGAUAGUCAAGAACUUGAAAGUUUACAAACACAGAAGAUCAUCGAGUUUGCCGGGAUAUGGCGUGAGAAGGACCCUGAAUAUCUGAAUAUUAUUGCUCAAGAAAGUGUAAACCGUUUCGAAGAAGAAACUCAAAGAGAAAUCACAGAAUCUCAACAAAGCAGGAUGGUGACAAUACCUAUCAUAAACAGAGAAAAACUGCAUAGUUCGUAA